GGCUCAAGUCUUUCAGCGACAACAUGGUGCUACACUUAUUUGUACUUUUACUAUGCUGUGCUGGAGUCUUUCAUGGGUUCCUCGCAGCAGCAACCUCAGUCAGCUGCGGCAAUGAGAGUUUGACGGCGGCAGCGGCUCUCGGUGUUCAACAUAUCAAUUUGAGGCAAAUGCAUGGCUUCAAGUUCAGGCUUCAGGAGAUCCAGUACAGUGAAUAUCAAGAGGUUUCAGGAGGUUGCUACAUUGAUGUGAAUGUAACGCUGGUCCAGACCAAAUGUCACUUCACUAACCCCAAACCUGCUGAGAAGUGUGAUCUUUGGGAAAAGGACGAACGGGGAGCAGUGGCCAAUUGUUGCAUCGAAAUUCAGGUCAUGUGGAGUGUGGCUGAAGUCAUCAAAUACGAAUGCACCACCAGACCAGAGUUUACCAAUGAAGAGUUGGUGGAAACUUGCCCCGACUGUCCUGGAUUGCUAACUCUCGAUCACCCAACUGCUCGAAAGGCCGUUAAUGAUGCGGUGCUCAAGUUCAACAAAGAGAACAAAUAUCAGAAUGACUUCAUGCUGAUGGAAGUGGAUCAUGUCACAUCAGUGGAUUUCCAAAUAUUUGGCACAAUUACCUUGGUCCAGUUUGCGCUGGUUGAGACCAAUUGUCCUAAGGGGGCCCAGACAUUUGCUCCCUGCACGCCUCGCUGUCCUGAUGUAGCGACUCAUGCCUUUUGCAAAGCGGAGUAUCUAGACCUCCAACAACUACUGGAUAAACUUGAGUGUGAAAUGUAUCACCCAAAAAAUCCCACGCCCCACCCAACUGGUAUGCCAGAACCUGUGUGCAAGCUGUUCCACAAUACUCCAGAGGCUUUGAUUUGCAAGGACCGCCUGACGAAUCCUGACCCGUCCACCCACUACAUUUGUCCCUUCCCGCUAGAGUAA
Molecule: messenger RNA, 923 nt
Organism: Syngnathus typhle (broad-nosed pipefish)
Lineage: Eukaryota; Metazoa; Chordata; Actinopteri; Syngnathiformes; Syngnathidae
Product: alpha-2-HS-glycoprotein-like
Exons: 7
Coding region: 24-923 (299 amino acids)
Biological process (GO): negative regulation of endopeptidase activity
Cellular component (GO): extracellular matrix; blood microparticle; extracellular region
Molecular function (GO): cysteine-type endopeptidase inhibitor activity
Source: RefSeq, a predicted model, not a curated record